This is a messenger RNA of Arvicola amphibius (Eurasian water vole), 1134 nucleotides long. RefSeq names its product opsin 5 (gene Opn5). The transcript has 7 exons. NCBI's taxonomy places the organism in Eukaryota, Metazoa, Chordata, Mammalia, Rodentia, Cricetidae. The coding region runs from base 1 to 1134 and encodes 377 amino acids. Gene Ontology annotation, molecular function: G protein-coupled receptor activity. The record is from RefSeq and is a predicted model, not a curated record. Gene Ontology annotation, cellular component: membrane. Gene Ontology annotation, biological process: visual perception; G protein-coupled receptor signaling pathway.
AUGGCCUUAAACCACACUGCCCCACCCCAGGACGAGCACCUGCCACACUAUCUUCGAGAUGAGGACCCCUUUGCUUCCAAACUUUCCUGGGAAGCGGAUUUAGUGGCUGGCUUCUACCUAACAAUCAUCGGGAUUCUCUCGGCAUUUGGAAAUGGGUACGUCCUCUAUAUGUCUUCUAGACGCAAGAAGAAACUGAGACCUGCUGAAAUAAUGACUAUCAAUUUAGCAGUCUGUGAUCUGGGGAUAUCAGUUGUAGGCAAACCGUUCACCAUCAUCUCUUGCUUCUGCCACCGCUGGGUGUUUGGCUGGUUUGGCUGCCGCUGGUAUGGAUGGGCCGGAUUUUUCUUUGGCUGUGGAAGUCUUAUUACCAUGACUGCUGUUAGCCUGGACCGGUACUUGAAGAUCUGCUAUCUAUCUUAUGGGGUCUGGCUGAAGAGAAAGCAUGCUUACAUCUGCCUGGCCAUCAUCUGGGCAUACGCCUCCUUCUGGACCACCAUGCCCUUGGUGGGCCUGGGGGACUAUGCACCUGAACCCUUCGGAACCUCGUGCACCCUGGACUGGUGGCUGGCCCAGGCUUCAGGUGGGGGCCAGGUGUUCAUCCUGAGCAUCCUCUUCUUCUGCCUCCUGCUCCCGACGGCUGUGAUUGUCUUCUCGUAUGUGAAGAUCAUCGCCAAGGUGAAGUCAUCAUCCAAAGAGGUAGCUCAUUUCGACAGUCGGAUUCAUAGCAGCCAUGUGCUGGAGGUGAAGCUGACCAAGGUGGCAAUGCUGAUUUGCGCUGGCUUCCUGAUUGCCUGGAUUCCCUAUGCAGUGGUCUCCGUGUGGUCUGCUUUCGGAAGGCCAGACUCCAUUCCCAUACAGCUCUCCGUGGUGCCCACCCUCCUUGCCAAAUCUGCAGCGAUGUACAAUCCGAUCAUCUACCAGGUCAUUGAUUACAGAUUUGCCUGCUGCCAGACCGGUGGUUUGAGAGCAACGAAGAAGAAGUCUUUGGAAGACUUUAGGCUGCACACGGUAACGGCAGCCAGGAAGUCUUCUGCUGUGCUGGAGAUCCAUCAAGAGAGCAGUUCCAGAUUUACUAGUGCCCAUGUUAUGGAUGGAGAGAGUCACAGUAAUGAUGGGGACUGUGACGAGAAAUAG